This is a messenger RNA of Microplitis mediator, 1490 nucleotides long. RefSeq names its product dynein axonemal assembly factor 4-like. Gene Ontology annotation, biological process: outer dynein arm assembly; cilium movement; inner dynein arm assembly. The transcript has 8 exons. The record is from RefSeq and is a predicted model, not a curated record. NCBI's taxonomy places the organism in Eukaryota, Metazoa, Arthropoda, Insecta, Hymenoptera, Braconidae. Bases 57 to 1490 code for a protein of 477 amino acids. Gene Ontology annotation, molecular function: protein binding.
ACGAGUAAUAAAUACAUUAACAAAUCAAAUUUAUUUAAUUAUUUAAAUAAUUUAAAAUGCCAGUGAUAAUAACUGAUUACACGUGGCGGCAAACCGCAGAAGAAAUCAUAAUAUCGGUGCCAAUUAAAGGUAGUCCUAAAAAUAUUGAUGUUUUUGCAAUUGAUAAUUAUUUGAAGAUAAGUUACCCGCCUUUCAUACUUGAAUUAUUUUUAUGGAAGAAUAUUAUCGAGGAAGAAAGUCAGUGUAUAUUGUCGGAAUCAUUGGCAACACUGACGUUAAAAAAAUGUGAAAUAGAAGAAGAAUGGCCGAGUCUUAUUGAAGACAAUUUAAGUAAAGAAAAAAAACAUGAGUAUCGUAGUCGAGCUCUAGAACACGCGCGUCUGGCUGCUGAGAAACGGGAAGAAGAUAAAAAAAGAAAAUAUCGAGAUCUAGGUAGACAGGCAGUAAGAGAACAAAUAGAACUCGACUCUAAAGUAUUGAAUAAAAUUAAUGCGACUCGUGAUUCUCAUAGAAGAGAAGCCAUGGACGAGUUUGAAAAUUGGCGGAAAAAUUCAGAGAAAAAAAUUUUUUGCGAUGAGAAAGCUGUAGAACAAGAGAACAGGAAGUCUUACAAAGCUCCACUUAAGUGGUUCAAAAGCGAGUCUGAUGAUUCCCGGUCUACUGAAUCCCAAUCUCUGCAGGCAAUAGAAAUUGAUAAUAAAGAAACUGAUAAAAAAAGUACUUCGGUAAAUGAAGAAAAAAAUUCUCUCGAUAAUGAGAGGUCAUCAAGUCCAAUAAAGCAGUUAGACAAGCAAAACCGUAUCCUUGAUACGUCUUAUAAGGAAAGAGAAGCCGAUAGUAAACGAGGAAAAGAAAUAAUCGAUAAACUUCUAACUGGUAAAUAUCGUAUUAAUAAAAAAAACAAUAUCUUUGACAAGUCUGACGUAAGUAUUCCUGCUCCGAGGGAAUCUGGUAAAGUCACAGUAACAUUCUCGGAACGUGUAUUUCCAACUCCAGCUAGAGAAAGUUAUUAUCUAGAAGAACAAGAGUGGCUUGAAAAACAAGCCGAGGCACGAAGAAAGUGUGGAUUUAUUUCGGAGGAUUUGAGAGUUGAAGAACAAGAUCCUCAGUGGCUGAAAGAUAAAGGAGAUGAAUUUUUCAAGGUCGGCAACUAUUUAGCGGCAAUAAGUGCAUACACUCAUGGUAUCAAGCUGAGUGACAAGAUGUCAAGUCUUUAUGCAAAUAGAGCAGCAGCUCAAUAUGCUUUGGGAAAUUAUCAGAGGUGUGCUGAAGAUUGUUCUAAGGCUCUAGAAUUAAUGGAACCAAAGUGCGAAGGUAAUCGUGAAUCACGGGCCCGGUGUCAUGCCCGUUUUGGUGCGGCUCUCUGUAAAUUGUCGGCACCUCAGCACGGAAUUCCAGAAUUAGAGGCAGCCCUUAAAUUAGCUCCCGACAACGAGACUAUUAAACGUGAUUUAGAAGCGGCAAGAAAAUUCUUUCAACUUGCCAAUUAA